AUGGAAGAGAAAUCUAAGCUGAAGUAUCUGAAUUCCCUUGAGAUUGACAGAGACACAACUCCUGAUGUGUCUAAGAAACAAAAGUUCUUUGUAACAUUUCCAAUACCUUAUAUGAACGGAAGGUUGCAUCUUGGUCAUCUAUUCUCGGUGUCUAAGGCGGAUUUUUUUAGUUACUAUAAAGAGCUUCAAGGUUACAACGUGCUGUUCCCAUUUGCAUUCCAUUGCACAGGAAUGCCGAUAAGUGCAUCUGCAAAGAAGCUUGAGGAGGAACUGAAUGGGAAGAACGUGGAUCUUUCUGUAAAGAACAUUAUAAAGGAUCUUGGAUUUGAGGAUGCCAGACCAUUCACAGACCCUGUCCAUUGGGUAAGGACGUUUCCAGAAUUAUGUAUAAAGUCUCUAAAAAGGUUCCACAGCAAUAUAGACUGGAGAAGAUCGUUUAUCACGACAGACAUUAACAAGUACUAUGAUUCGUUUAUCAAAUGGCAGUUCAACAGACUGAAUGAGCUAGGUUAUCUGUCUUUUGGAAAAAGACAUUCUAUAUUCUGCCCUCUUGACAAACAGCCAUGCCUGGAUCAUGAUCGUAGGAAAGGGGAGAAUGUAAAACCAGUUGGUGUGGUUCUGUGUAAGCUGAAGUUUGAAGACGGGAUUCUUCUUGCACGUUUCAAGGAAGGACAGAUUCCGUCAAAGGUUAUUAUUGGCCGCCGAAGUGAUUUUGUAGGAUUUGAAUAUAACAACACAAAGUAUUUUGCAGAAAAAGACAUUUUCGAAAACAUAGAUGCACAGGUUGAUGGAGUAUUUAGAAAGGAAUCGGUUACGGGGGACUUUUUUAGCGAAAAGAAUUUCGAAUGCUUUGGCGAGAAGAUAAAAGGCGAUUGCAUUGAAAGAGAUGUGCCAUGCAUUGCUAAGGGAGUACCCGAUAAGAAGGAUUCUGACUUGUCCAAGUAUAUCAAGAAGGAAAUGGAGUUUAUCGGCAAGAUUGAAAACACUGAAUCCCAUCUCGCAGAAACGAAGGAUCUUCUGAAGUUCUAUGAACCCGAGGAAGAAGUCAUAAGUAGGUCUGGAGGAAAAUGUAUUGUAGCUCUGACUGACCAGUGGUAUAUAGACUAUGACGAUAGCGAGUGGAAGAAAAAGGUCAGAGAAUGUAUUGCUAAUAUCGUCUGUACCGACGAUACAAGGGCGAUUUUGGAAAGUGCUGUUGAAUGGAUAGGAAAAUGGGGAUUUUCCAGAUCCUUUGGAUUGGGAACAAGAGUUCCCUGGGAGAAUGAAUAUCUCAUUGACUCGCUCAGUGACAGUACUAUCUACAUGGCUAUGUAUACCUUCAAACACUUUCUGUAUAAAGAUCUGGAAGGAAAAGAAGAGAUAUUUCCAAGUAGUAAGCUUUCUAGUGAUGUAUGGAAUUACAUUUUUCUUAAUCAAGGUAUAAAGGAGGACCUUCUACCCUUUGAAGAGAUCUUAAGUAACUGUAGGAAGUCAUUCAACUACUUCUAUCCAGUCGAUCUUCGUGUCAGUGGAAAGGAUUUGCUGAAGAAUCAUCUAAUCUUCUUUUUAUUCAAUCACGUAGCCUUGUUUGAGAAGAAGCAUUGGCCAAGAAGGAUAUUUACAAAUGGGUAUUUGAUGCUGAAUUCUGAGAAGAUGAGCAAAAGUUCGGGGAACUUUCUAACUGUUGAUGAAUCUCUAGCCAAGUUUGGAGUAAGUUCGACAAGAAUGUGCCUAGCAGUGUGUGGAGAUACAAAUGAAGAUGCAAACUUCGUAGAGUCCAAUGCCAAUGCCUUUACUCUCAAGCUUUAUUCAUAUGUAAAGAUGAUCGAGGAGUUGUGCAUUGGGAAGAACUUUAAUCCCUGCAUUCUGAAGCUCAUGAAGGACUAUGAGAGUAUGGGAUUUGCAGACAAGUUUCUUUUACAGGCUAUCUCUAUGAACAUCUCCCAUGCGAUUCGAGCACAUGAAGAUAUGGUGUACAGAGAUGUGGUAAAAUACGGGUUCUAUGAAAUGAUACAUGCAAAAGAAAUGUAUCAUAUUCUAAAGGGAACUAACGAAGAAAUUGUGUUCUUGCUUUACAAGACGAUGACGCAAUUGCUGUAUCCGAUUAUACCCUCGCUGGCACGCCAUUUGAUUGAAACGUACUUCCAUUCGAGUUUCUUACUUCCAGUUCCAUUCCUGGCAGAUACAUCAGAGGUCGAUGGAGUCCUGCAUCUUAAGAAUACUCUGAAGAGGCUGGUAGUACAGAAGAAAAAGAAGAAGUGUGAAACUGUCGAGAUAUUGGUUGGAAUGGAGUAUUCGGAGUGGAAGAGAAGAUGUAUGGGGAUUGUCGAUCAGAUAGCCUGCGAAUGCAAGAUUUUGAAUAUUAAUAUUUCUGAAGAGAUCAAAAGAAAUGAAUCCCCACUUCCCUCAAAGAUCAUAGAGGCAGUAAGGGAAGUUCUUAAAGGGUUCGGGGUUCCCGAGAAAAAAGGGAUUUUGUUUUCAAUGGACUACCUCAAUCAUCCAGAGAACUAUUCGAUGAAGUUCAACGAGUAUGAGGUUCUGAAGUCGUAUAAGCACUAUAUCGAAGACAAUACAGGGCUUGAAGUCAUUAUUUGUGUUAGUCCCAGAGCAGAUCCCGGAACACCGUUAUUUGAAUUCAAAUAA
This is a messenger RNA of Encephalitozoon intestinalis ATCC 50506, 2622 nucleotides long. RefSeq names its product leucyl-tRNA synthetase. Gene Ontology annotation, biological process: leucyl-tRNA aminoacylation. Gene Ontology annotation, molecular function: ATP binding; leucine-tRNA ligase activity. The record is from RefSeq and is a predicted model, not a curated record. Bases 1 to 2622 code for a protein of 873 amino acids. Lineage: Eukaryota; Fungi; Microsporidia; Unikaryonidae. The transcript has a single exon.